Elaeis guineensis (African oil palm) is the source of this 1743-nucleotide messenger RNA. Lineage: Eukaryota; Viridiplantae; Streptophyta; Magnoliopsida; Arecales; Arecaceae. The record is from RefSeq and is a predicted model, not a curated record.
GAAGGCAUGGCAUUCAUGGUCUGUCUGGACGCUGCCCCAUUUCUUCCUCCUUUCCUCCUCCCCAUCCAUUCCGAAACCAACGGCAACCAUUAGCUCCGAGCCCGUAUUCGAGUAACCCCACGACGUAUCGGAGGACCCUAAGGUGGCCGAUUCCCAAAAAAAACGCCUCACAAAAAUUAAGAAAAUUCCCAAACAAAGGCGUUGUAAAUAUAAACUUUCUCUCUCUCUUCUCCUCGUCUCUUCUCUGGUACGAGAAUAAUAGAGAGCCGCUCCUUUGUCCGCCGUCUCGCUCUCUCUCGUCGGACGCCGAUAGGGAUCGGAGAAGACAUCGGAGCCUCGAUUCGGAUCGCCUGAUGUGGAACUUUGAUUUCCCUGUGUUCUUUUUGUUGGAAUCUCUCUUCGCAUUGUCAACACUGAUGUGAAAAGAUUUUGCUGAGAGAAUCAUAAUCCUAUUAUGGAGAGCUGUUAUGAUCCAAUUGCCGAGGUCGAUCCAUAUAAACAUGGUCGGAAGAUCAUCAUGCACUCCCUCUACCUUCCCAAGUUAUCACCUUGGUUUGAUCUGAGGGUCUUCUACGUGAGAGUGAGCAAUUGUGAGGUCAAUGAAUCAACUCCUGAGCAUCUUACUCUUAACCACGUCCCACUUACUCCCAACACCAUCCUUGAAGUAAAUGGUCGAAGAAGUGGCAUUUAUUCCGAUUGUGCUUCUUCUUUGCUUAGGAGGGACAGGGUUGAUAAGAGAUCAGAAGAAGUGACAUUUGUGAGCACAGAUAGUAUAAGCAUGACUGGAAGUGUCAGAUUUGAGGUCUACAAUAGAGAUGCUCUGCUGCUUGCUGGAGUCUUGGAGUUGUGUGGUGGUGGCAAUGGUCUUACGGCAGAACCAAAGAACACUAGCAAGAAAUGGAACCUGAAAUGCCAGCCUGUAACGUGGGCUGGAUUAGGCUUUCUCAAGGGAAAACAUUCCUCGAGUUCAGAGAUGAUAUUGCCAACAAUUGAUGUAUAUGUUGCUGGUUGUUUCUUAGGUAGCCCCAUCAUCUUAACCAAGACUCUUCAGCUAGCCUUCCGGAAAAAGCAUCAGAUGAAGGUCGUGCUUGAUUCUAUUCCAGAACAUGAUCCAACUGAACUAAUGAAGAAUGCUUCAUCUGAGGAUACUUUUCAGUUAUCGGAAUAUGAAGGCUACCAACCAGAAAAUGAUUUGGAGGUUGGCUACAACAGCAUUUACUCCAGAGAUGAAUAUAUUGAAGGGGAAGAUGGGGAACUUUCAUGGUUCAAUGCUGGUGUGAGGGUGGGUGUGGGGAUUGGCCUUGGCAUCUGCCUUGGAAUUGGAGUCGGUGUUGGAUUGUUGGUUCGCACCUAUCAAGCCACCACCCGAAAUUUUAAAAGGCGACUCAUCUGAUCCUGUUCUGAAGAGUUACUGCCUCAACUAGUAUCAAUCACACCCAUUAGAACUUUUUGUUAUCGCCUCUCAUCCAUAAAGCAGCUAACCUGGUUUUGCUUCAAUGGCACCUUUUCAUGCUGUGAAAUUUUAGAAAGUAGGAACUUUCUGCUUGUUUUUGACACAGCUUUCCUUGCAUUUAUUAUGUGCUUCUGAAGCCUGUUUUGUUUAACAAUAAGGUCCAGGCAAUUCAGAUUCUGUGGCAGCAUAUGCAUUUUUGCUAAUAUCUCUUCCCUUUACAUAUAAAUCCCAUGGACCAGACCUGGGGUAUCAUAUUAAUUUAUUCAUUUAUUUUGAUUGGCUUUUGUUUA